AUGGCGAAGGUCUUUGAUUACGCUGAAGUUGCAAAGCACAAUACGGCAGAGAGCUGCUGGGUCGUCCUAUACGGCAAUGUCUACGACGUAACGCGCUUCCUACCUGAGCACCCCGGCGGAUCCAAAGUCAUACUCCAGCUCGCAGGCAAGGACGCGACGGAAGAAUACGAUCCUAUCCACCCUCCAGGCAUGCUCGAAGAAAACCUUCAGGCUUCGGACAAGCUCGGCACAAUCAACCCAGACACGCUACCAAAAGAAGAAAAGACACCGCUGGAGACUGGCGAGGCGCAACAAGACGGGCCUGUAGACCUGGAGAGUCUUUUGAAUAUCGACGAGAUUGAAGAGGUGGCGACGAAGAAGAUUCCGCACAAAGCAUGGGCAUAUUACUUCUCUGCAAGCGACGAUCUGCAGAGUAAGUCAUUCAACAACAAGGUGUACAGGAGCAUACUACUACGGCCACGGGUGUUUGUCGACUGCACGCGCUGCGAUACCUCGACGACUUUUCUUGGCCAUAAUGUCAGAAUUCCUAUAUAUGUUUCUCCUGCCGCAAUGGCCCGGCUAGCGCAUCCAGACGGCGAGUGGGGUAUAGCGCAGGCGUGCGAGAAGUACGGUGCCAUGCACCUGAUCUCGCAAAACGCAUCCAUGACACCCGAGCAAAUUGUUGCAGAUGCGAAGCCAGGCCAGGUGUUUGGAUGGCAACUAUAUGUUCAAAACGAGCGGCAAAAGAGCGAGGCUAUGCUUGCCCGUAUGAACAAGCUUGAUUGCAUCAAGUACAUCUGUCUCACACUCGACGCGCCUGUGCCAGGAAAACGCGAACAUGAUGAGCGCAGCAAAAACGUUGGCUCCAACUUGCCUCUCCGUGCAGCCAAUGAAAAGUCCAAACCAAAGAGCAUGGGCGUAGGACAGAGUUUGUUCUGGGGCACGGCGGCGGACUUGACAUGGCGUUCCACACUGCCCUGGCUCAAGAAGCACACGGACAAGCCCAUUGUGCUCAAGGGCAUCCAAACACACGAAGACGCCUACCUUGCUUCCCUCCACGCGCCACAUGUCAAGGCUAUUAUUCUUUCCAACCACGGUGGUAGAGCGCUGGACACGGCGCCACCUGCCGUACAUACCUUAUUGGAGAUUCGAAAGUACUACCCAGAAGUCUUUGACCGUAUCGAAGUCUGGGUCGACGGAGGCAUUAAGCGUGGAACAGACGUUGUCAAGGCACUUUGCCUGGGCGCCAAGGGCGUGGGUCUCGGUCGGGCUGCGCUGUUUGGCCUCGGAGCAGGAGGCAAAGAGGGUGUAGAAAGGGUGCUUGAAAUUCUCAAAGCGGAAACGGAAACAUGUAUGCGCCUUCUUGGUGUAGAGAAGAUUGAGCAACUUGGUAUGCAGCAUAUUAAUACGCGAGCUGUUGAGCGCGAUAUCUGGGAUGGACCGAUGCUGGAGCGAGCAGAAGUCAAAGCUAAGCUAUAGAAGAGGGGGGGAAAUGGUGAAACGGGAGUGGAAGCAUUGUGUGGUGGACCCAAAAAGAUAGUAAUGAUAUUUGCCGUUGAAAAUCGAGCCAUCGAGCCAUCGAGCCUGA
Bipolaris maydis ATCC 48331 is the source of this 1567-nucleotide messenger RNA. Lineage: Eukaryota; Fungi; Ascomycota; Dothideomycetes; Pleosporales; Pleosporaceae. The record is from RefSeq and is a predicted model, not a curated record.